Abrus precatorius (Indian licorice) is the source of this 1449-nucleotide messenger RNA. RefSeq names its product ammonium transporter 3 member 1-like. The record is from RefSeq and is a predicted model, not a curated record. Gene Ontology annotation, biological process: ammonium transmembrane transport. The transcript is spliced from 3 exons. Gene Ontology annotation, molecular function: ammonium channel activity. The coding region runs from base 1 to 1449 and encodes 482 amino acids. Lineage: Eukaryota; Viridiplantae; Streptophyta; Magnoliopsida; Fabales; Fabaceae. Gene Ontology annotation, cellular component: plasma membrane.
AUGAAUCGGCUACUACCAUCAAGCCUAGUGCCAGAUGAAACAAGCCCCGAAUGGAUGAACAAGGGGGAUAACACGUGGCAGCUAACGGCAGCUACUCUUGUUGGGCUCCAAAGUGUUCCGGGUCUUGUUAUACUCUACGGUAGCAUAGUUAAAAAGAAAUGGGCCUUGAACUCGGCAUUCAUGGCACUGUACGCAUUUGCUGCGGUUUUGGUUUGUUGGGUGGGGUGGUGCUACCAAAUGUCGUUCGGUGAGAGGAUUUUUCCGUUUCUGGGUCGUCCAAACGUGGCCUUGGAUCAGAAAUUCCUUCUGCGCCAAGCUUUUUCAGGGAACUUUCCCAAUGCCACCAUGGUUUACUUUCAGUUGGUUUUCGCGGCUAUCACGUUGAUUCUCAUAGCAGGAGCGUUGCUUGGGAGAAUGAACCUUCAUGCGUGGAUGUUGUUUGUUCCUCUCUGGCUCACCUUCUCUUACACCGUUUGUGCCUUCAGUAUAUGGAGCACUGAUGGAUGGUUAUUCAAGAUGGGUCUCAUUGAUUAUUCUGGUGGCUUUGUUGUUCACCUUUCUUCUGGGGUAGCCGGUUUCACCGCAGCAUCCUGGGUUGGACCAAGGGCAAUGAAGGAUAGAGAGAGGUUUCCUCCAAACAACAUACUUCUAAUGCUGGCUGGGGCUGGCUUACUAUGGAUGGGAUGGACUGGAUUCAACGGUGGAGAUCCUUACACAGUGAGCAUAGAUGCAUCUCUUGCCGUCCUUAACACCCACGUGUGCACGGCCAUGAGCUUGUUGACUUGGCUUCUCCUUGACAUCCUCUUCUUUGGAAAGCCUUCUGUGAUUGGAGCCACUCAAGGCAUGAUCACUGGCUUGGUUUGCAUCACACCAGCAGCUGGUGUGGUGCAAGGUUGGGCAGCAAUGAUAAUGGGAAUGAUGUCUGGAAGCAUCCCAUGGUACACAAUGAUGGUCCUCCACAAAGAAAUUAAGCUCCUAAAACAGGUGGAUGAUACUAUGGCAAUAUUCCACACCCAUGCUGUGGCUGGUUGCUUAGGUGGCAUUCUAGCUGGCUUCUUUGCUGACCCUAAGCUUUGCCGUCUCUUCUAUCAGGUACAAGAUUGGCAACACUAUACUGGCCUUGCUUAUGGCAUAUUGACAGGGAGGGCCAAGGCAGGGUUCAAGCAAAUGGGGGUUCAGUUCCUUGGCAUUGUUUUUGUGAUACUUCUCAAUGUCACCACUACUACCAUUGUGUGUCUCUUGGUUAGGACCAUAGUUCCAUUGAGGUUAUCCGAAGAUGACUUGCAUGUUGGGGAUGAUGCUGUGCAUGGUGAGGUUGCCUAUGCAUUGUGGGGCGAUGGAGAGAGACUUGAGACUACCAAUGUUGACACUACGAAUUUUGAUGAAAGGAAUAAUCGUCAAUGGCCAACUUUGGAGCUAAAAAAUUCGAAUGAUGUUCAAUUGAAAUGA